AUGCUCGAUUGGAGCAAAGUCACAAAGUAUAGCGGUAUUCUCCAGCUCUACCGUGAUCUUAUCAAAUUUCGUCGCAACAAAGAGAAGAAUACUCGAGGUCUUAUGGGUCAAAACAUUCAUGUCUUCCACACAAAUGAGCAAGCUAAAGUGAUAGCUUAUCAUCGUUCGAUGGAAGGUGGUCGAGGAGAUGAUGUGAUCAUUGUGGCCAACUUCUCAGCUCAAUCAUUUGAUUCAUAUACGAUUGGGUUUCCAAGUUCAGGAACGUGGAAACUUCGCUUUAAUUCCGAUUGGAAAGGCUAUUGCGAAGAUUUUACAGACAUAGGAUACGAUACCACAGCACAUGAAGGCGAAUAUGAUGGUUUCUCGUGUCAAGGCAAUGUUGGCUUGGGUCCUUACAGUUUGAUUAUUCUCUCGCAGUGA
This is a messenger RNA of Rotaria sp. Silwood2, 420 nucleotides long. NCBI's taxonomy places the organism in Eukaryota, Metazoa, Rotifera, Eurotatoria, Philodinida, Philodinidae. The record is from the annotation of a GenBank genome assembly.